AUGGGAGGGAUACGUUCCGGCGAACUGCGACCUUUCCGUGACCUGCGUUACCUCUCACUGAAGGACAGCGCGAUCUCUGUGAUACAAAAACGUGGGUUCUUUGGCCUGAACAAGCUCCGAGUGCUAGACCUCACCAGGAACUUUCUUGUCAGCAUCGAGGAAAUACUCGGAGACGUUCGAGCGUUGGAAGUGCUUCACCUGCAGUAUAACCGACUCCGCAAUGUGGAAACCGCAUUUCAUAAAACCACCAACCUAACCUGGCUUAACCUGAAGAACAACAGGAUCAGCACCAUCAAAAUGGCCUUCAGGAAUCUGACCAAGCUAGAGACGUUGUAUCUUCGUUAUAACAACAUUACCGACCUGGGGACAGCAUUCGCCAACCAGAAGAUGCUGAAAAUCUUAGAUUUGGGACACAACCAGAUUAGGGCCAUCAAUGCUGGAGCCUUUGCAGCAUUAGAACAGCUACAGCAGCUGUUUCUGAACAACAAUGAACUGAGGGUGGUUCAUAACCGGGCGUUCACAGCACUGAAGCAGCUUUGGCGGCUGGAUCUUAGUAAUAACCGAAUUGUACGAGUAAACGGUCUUUUCCGAGCAAACCAGAAACUUCAGGAGUUGGACCUGGGGAAUAAUUUCAUCCGCAUCGCAACAAAAGCGUUUCAGGGACUCCACAAACUUGUUGACCUUAACCUUCGGAACAACCAAAUCCGGACAAUCCAUGGCGCGUUCAGCGAUCUGGACAGCAUGGAAUCUCUGGAUCUCAGCAGCAACCAGAUCACGGAGAUCCAAGGAUCCCUCAACUACUUGAUCAACUUAAAGGAGCUUCUUCUAGCCAACAACUUUCUGUGGACCUUAGGCCGUCAGUUUCGGGGGUUGAACCGGCUGGAAUACCUCGACCUUCAGAGUAACCAGAUCCAGCAUCUCGGUGACGCGUUCCGCGACCUUGAGAAUCUAAAAUGGCUGGUCCUUCGGGACAACAAGAUCCGGUCCACGGUGUCGGCCUUCCAGAGCCUGAGAGAUCUCGUGCACCUGGAUCUGAGCCACAACAGCAUCGCCCACCUCAACUACAGCCUGCAUCACAACAAGAAAGUCGAGCUGCUGGAUCUCAGCCACAACCGGAUACAGUUCGUGUCCUGGGAGCUGAGCUACAUGGUACAGCUCAAGUUCCUCUACCUGCACAACAACUACCUAACCUUCAUCAGGAACGGGUUUCACAGUCUCUCCAAGCUGAAAACUCUCACCCUGGCUCAGAAUUGGAUCUAUUCCAUCGAGGACGUGUUUCGGGACCAGCAGCAGCUUGAGUCUCUCGACUUGAGCCACAACAAAGUUGGGAACAUCCAGAACUCGCUCGACAGAUUACCCAAGCUACGCUGGCUGGACCUGGGAAACAAUCGCAUCAGCGUGAUCUCGAAAGCCUUCUCCAAGCUAGUCGAUCUGGAAACUCUUAGUCUGGACCACAACAGGAUUGUCAUGGCCAUCGAUGCCUUCACAUACAACAGGAAACUCCGCCGACUGGACCUCAGUCACAACCCGCUAGUUUCCAUCAUCAGGCUGUUCACAGAGCUGGGAGAGCUGAGGGAGCUCCACCUUGAACACAACUCCAUCCUGACUAUAAACAACACAUUAACAGGGCUGCAGAACCUGCAGUGGUUGUACCUACAAAACAAUAGGCUGUCAACUCUAGCCAGGGAACUGAGGAAAGUUCCCAAACUACAAGGCUUGGACAUAUCAAAUAACAACAUCUCAUCUCUGGACAGAGAGUUUUCGAGCACUCCAUCCAUAGUAUCCCUGUAUGCAGGGCACAAUGCUAUUGUUGACAUCACCAGAGCUUUCUCCAAAAUGCAGCAAUUAAAGGAAAUCAACCUGCAACACAACAGAAUCACCAACGUCAAGGGAGCCUUUAAGAGGAUUAGUAUGGUUGAGAGGUUAGAUCUUAGUCAUAACAACAUCAGUAAUGUUGAUGACAGCUUUGAUGAACUGCUAGAGCUAAAAAAUUUAAACUUAAGCAGCAACAAAAUCAAAAGUGUGAAAUACGCACUGGAUCAAAAUACACUCCUACAACGACUGGACCUCAGUCACAACAACAUUGCUACAAUCCAUUCUUCUUUCACCAACUUAGAGUUGCUCAAGGAACUGUACUUACAACACAACAACAUUGAGUACCUCGACAAAGGCAUAUACAGGAACAAAGAGCUUCAGAUCAUUGAUCUAAGUCACAACAACAUCAGCGACAUCAAGUCAGUUUUCAAACAUCACCCAAAGUUACGAGAGCUCUACCUCCAACACAACACCAUACAGAACAUCGGCAAUGCCUUUCUUGAUGACAACAUGAUCUGGAGACUAAACCUGAGCUACAACCACAUUGACAGUAUCGGUUGGACCUUCCGCGACUUUCCACAACUCUCCGAACUCUACCUCAGCUACAAUGUGUUAGACACAGUGGAAGGAGCUUUUGGACUGUUCAGCAAGAUUUCCGUCCUAUAUCUUGACCACAACCUUAUCGGCCCCAGUGUGAGUGAACUCUACGUGGAACUAAAAGAGCUGACAAAGUUGGACAUGCGCGACAACCGUCUGACAACCAUGAGCUACCAGAUCCAGCACUACGGGAAGUUCAACAAGACCUGGCUGGGCGACAACAUCUGGCACUGCGACUGUAACAUGGUGUUCUUCCGCGAGUGGCUGUUGCUAAGAUAUGACCGAGAAGAGAUCGACGUGCAGUGUUCAACGCCACUCAGGCUACGCGGGAUGAACCUCUGGGACGUCCCGCGGAUAUUUCUUGGUGAGGAACCUCCCGUAGUUUCUAUCUACCCUGGGGAUUAUUUUGUCGGGAGUGGUUACAGCGUAGUCUACAAGUGCGAAGCGGAAGGCUGCCCGGCUCCGCAACUGGAGUGGACCAAUCAGGACGGGAUCGUGCUUAAUGACGAGGAUGACAGUUCGCGAGUUCGAGUAGGGUUAGGUGCGGAUGGAGCCAUGUACCUACAGAUCAGGCCGACAAUAGUGUGGGACACAGGAAACUAUACAUGUACUGCUACUAGUAAUGGUGGCAAUUCAACAGGAACUGUCUUUCUAAGUGUGACACCAUAG
Messenger RNA from Branchiostoma belcheri (Belcher's lancelet), 3081 nucleotides. Its product is annotated as chaoptin-like. The record is from RefSeq and is a predicted model, not a curated record. Gene Ontology annotation, molecular function: protein binding. Bases 1 to 3081 code for a protein of 1026 amino acids. Lineage: Eukaryota; Metazoa; Chordata; Leptocardii; Amphioxiformes; Branchiostomatidae. The transcript has a single exon.